GGUUGGGCCGGGCAGGUCCAGGAACUACACCAGCGGCCCUGUAUCCUGGCCGCGAGACCCCUGCCACUCUGCGCCCCAGCCGUGCAAUCCUCGCUUCUUGUGCUCCCAGCUUUGGGGUCGUACGACACCGCACCCCAACCAUGUCAUCCCCGCGGCCCCGAGCUGUCCCUGUCCCGGCUGUGCGUCCCCGCGCCGCGCUACUUGCUCUCCUAGCUGUGCUCCCGGCCGCCCUGGCUGAGGCCCCGUAUCUGGUGCGGGUGGACGUGACCCGUGUGCUGCGGCCCCUGCGGCCCUUCUGGAGGAGCACGGGGUUCUGCCCUCCACUGCCACAUGACCAGGCCGACCAUUUCUUCAGCUGGGACCAGCAGCUCAACUUCGCAUAUGUAGGUGCUGUCCCUCACCAUGGCAUUGAGCAGGUCCGGACCCACUGGCUGCUGGACCUCGUCACAGCCAGGGCGUCGGCUGGGCUGGGCUUGAGCUACAACUUCACCCACCUGGACAGGUAUCUGGACCUUCUGAGGGAAAACGAACUCUACCCAGGGUUCGAGCUGAUGGGCAGCCCCUCAGGACUCUUCACUGACUUUGAGGACAAGCAGCAGGUGUUUGCAUGGAAGGAUCUGGUUUCUCUUCUGGCCAGGAGAUACAUCGGGAGGUAUGGACUCGCUUACGUUUCCAACUGGAACUUCGAGACAUGGAAUGAGCCAGACCACCACGACUUUGACAACGUCUCCAUGACCACUCAAGGCUUCCUGAACUACUAUGAUGCCUGCUCUGAGGGUCUGCGGGCUGCCAGCCCUGUGCUGAAGCUGGGUGGCCCUGGGGACUCUUUCCAUGCCCCUCCUGGAUCUCCACUGUGCUGGAGCCUUCUGGGGCACUGCCAUGGUGGCACUAACUUCUUCACUGGGGAGGUGGGUGUGCGACUGGACUACAUCUCCCUCCACAAGAAGGGUGCAGGCAGCUCCAUAAACAUUCUGGAGCAGGAGAUGGCCACAGUGCAGAUGAUACAGCAGCUCUUCCCCGUGUUCUCAGACACCCCCAUUUACAACGAUGAGGCGGACCCACUAGUGGGCUGGUCACAGCCGCAGACGUGGAGGGCCGAUGUGACCUACGCAGCCAUGGUUGUGAAGGUCAUCGCCCAGCACCAGAACCUGCUGGUGGCCAAUAGCAGCUCCUCCAUCCGAUAUACGCUCCUAAGCAACGACAAUGCCUUCUUGAGCUACCACCCGCACCCCUUCUCACAGCGUACACUCACAGCGCGCUUCCAGGUCAACAACACCUGCCCCCCCCACGUGCAGCUGGUGCGCAAGCCAGUGCUUACCGCCAUGGGGCUGCUGGCUCUGCUGGAUGGGGAGCAGCUCUGGGCCGAGGUGUCUCAGGCAGGCGCUGUUCUGGACAGCAACCACACGGUGGGUGUCCUGGCCAGUGCCCACAGCCAGGUGGGCCCUGUCAGUGCCUGGCGUGCCACAGUGCUGGUGUAUGCAAGUGAUGACACCCGCGCCCACAUCAACCGUACCGUUGCAGUCACCCUGAGGCUGCACGGGGUGCCCCCCGGCCCAGGGCUGGUAUAUGUCACCAACUACCUGGACAACCAGUUCUGCAGCCCCUACAGUGAGUGGCAGCGCGAGGGCCAGCCAGACUUCCCUUCUGCAGAGCAGUUCCAGCGCAUGCGUGCAGCUGAGGACCCAGUGCGCACAGUACCACGCCCCUUCCCCACGGGAGGCCACCUGACCCUGCCCACCAAGCUCCCACUGCCCUCACUCCUAUUGGUGCAUGUGUGCGCACGGCCAGAGAAACCACCUGGCCAGGUCUCGCGGCUUCGUGCUCUGCCCCUGACCCGGGGGCAGCUGGUUCUGGUCUGGUCUGAUGAGCACGUGGGCUCCAAGUGCCUGUGGACAUACGAGAUCGAGUUCUCUCAGGAUGGGGAGGCAUAUACUCCAGUGAGCAGGGAGCCAUCAACCUUUAACCUCUUUGUGUUCAGCCCAGACUCGGCUGCUGUCUCUGGCUCCUACCGAGUGCGAGCACUGGACUACUGGGCCCGGCCAGGCCCCUUCUCUGACCCUGUGCCAUACCUGGAAGUCCCUGCCCCAGGAGGGCCACCAGCACCUGAUGACCCAUGAGCCUAUGCUAACUGGUAACCUGGGGCAGCCAAGAUGACGAACCUUUACUGAUUGGCCAAUGUGCCUGUGACCAUCUGUCUCCAGCUCAGUCUGUCCUACCCUUUAAAGUGCCUUUGCACACAGCAGUGCUGGGCUGAGGCUCUGUGGGCCUCCAGGUGGGUAUGAGGCUAGACCCUGAAAUUGUAGCCUGGGGGGUACAGGCCAGCUAGAGCCAAGCCUCUUCCUUCCUCUCCCGUCCGGAGCCUGCCCCCAGCCUUGGCUGCUCACCCAGGGGCUCUGGCAUAGUCCCUAGGAAGGGGCACAUUCCUGUCCUUCGCUUUCUUGCUGCUCUGCAGAGUGGGGAGCUGAGGCUACAUGGGAAAGGGGCUCCUUGCCCCCUCCCCUUGCUUCUUCCUCCUGUUCCUCUCCUCUGCUCCCUGCUCCUGCACCAGUAGAGGGUGGGAUGGGGCAUUCCUGCCCUGUCCAGACUGUGACCAACAGAAGAAAGGCCAGAAGUAUCCACCGUGGCCUCUCGCCACCCCAGUGGGUCGUCAUGGUUCCACAUCUGGGCCCCAAAGAAAAAAGAGGGUCUGCCCAGAGCAGCAUAAUCUGGUGACUAUAGAGAUGGAGGAAGGCUGAGAAGCACUCCAAGGACAUAUGGAAAGGGGGCACAGCCAGCCUAGGGGCCCUGACCUCCUCCUACUGACUCUCUGCUCCUGCCCCCCUUUAUCUAUAUGGGGAGCUUGUAUCCCCUGUACACUUCAAGCCAACAUGGGCCACCAGGUGUGGUUGAGAGAUGUCA
Molecule: messenger RNA, 2898 nt
Organism: Otolemur garnettii (small-eared galago)
Lineage: Eukaryota; Metazoa; Chordata; Mammalia; Primates; Galagidae
Gene: IDUA
Product: iduronidase, alpha-L-
Exons: 14
Coding region: 141-2117 (658 amino acids)
Biological process (GO): carbohydrate metabolic process
Molecular function (GO): L-iduronidase activity
Source: RefSeq, a predicted model, not a curated record